Cryptotermes secundus is the source of this 1851-nucleotide messenger RNA. Its product is annotated as zinc finger protein 239. Lineage: Eukaryota; Metazoa; Arthropoda; Insecta; Blattodea; Kalotermitidae. The transcript is spliced from 7 exons. Gene Ontology annotation, biological process: central nervous system development; regulation of transcription by RNA polymerase II. Gene Ontology annotation, molecular function: DNA-binding transcription factor activity, RNA polymerase II-specific; RNA polymerase II cis-regulatory region sequence-specific DNA binding. Bases 324 to 1532 code for a protein of 402 amino acids. The record is from RefSeq and is a predicted model, not a curated record. Gene Ontology annotation, cellular component: nucleus.
AAUGUGGAAGCAGUAACUCCAGAAACCGAAUCAGACAGUGAGGCCAAGCUGAUGUCUUCUGUGAAUGGUGAUCCAUUUGUUGAUGUGAAACAAGAAGAGAAAUCUGAACCAUUCAGUUUUGUUUCUGUUAAGGAGGAGCUGCUAUGUAAUGGUUCUGAAGUAGUAAAGUUUGAGAUGGGACCAGAUCCACCUGCUGACAGAUACUGGAGAAAAAAUGGGAGUACGAGACGACAGUACGUCAGCUGUUCCUAGACUUCAAGAAAGCCUAUGAUUCAGUUAGGAGGGAAGUAUUGUACAAUAUUCUGACAGAGUUUGGGAUAUCCAUGAAACAGAACCCAAUGGAUGUAACAAAAGAGAGACUACCUUCUGAUGAUGAAAGCAAUCAGAUGCCUUCAGUGAAUAAUGUUUAUAUCAUGCCUUCAUCAGAAGAUCUGUCUUACUUACUCCCUGUUCCUGAAGGUAAAGAAGAGAUGCAGAUUAUGAAUGUAAUAAAACCAGAACCCAAAUCUGAUGAUGAGGCUAAACUGAUGUCAUCUGUGAAUGGUGACCAAUUCAUUGACAUGAAACGAGGGGAGAUAUCUGAACCAUUCAGUUUUGUUACUGUGAAGGAAGAACCUCUGUGUGAUUGCUCUGAGAUGGUGAAGUUUGAGAUUGAACAAGAGCCAGCUGGAGAAAGGCUCAAGGAGUUCCUUGUCCAGCAAGAUAAUUUUGUUGCAAGUGAUGGGACAUACAAUUGUGAAGUGUGUAAUAAGAGUUUCUUACUACUUGGCCUUCUCAAGUCACACACUCAAACUCACAAAGGUAAGAAACCAUUCAGAUGUGACCUUUGCAGUAAAAGUUUUACACGACGGAAUAAUCUUGUUGCACAUGCACGCAUACAGAAUGGAGAUAAGCCUUACAAGUGUGAAGUGUGUUCCAAAGGCUUUAACCGGAAUUCAAAUCUUUUAAUUCAUUCCCGUACUCACAGUGGAAACAGACCUUAUAAAUGUGAAGAAUGCGGAAGAAGUUUUACACAAUCAAGUCAUCUCAUAGUUCAUACACGAAUACAUACUGGAGAUAGACCAUUUAUAUGUAACAUCUGCAGUAAAGGCUUCAUGACACAUGAAGAACUCUUGGGUCAUUCUCGUUCACAUGUCGGUGAAAAGCCAUUCAAGUGUGUGCAAUAUGUAGUAAAACUUUUAGUCUUCGUGGAUCUCUUAGAGUCCACAUGCGAACUCAUGAUACAGGAACACCUUUCAAAUGUGAAUUGUGCAGUAAAUGUUUUGGGAGGCGUGAGGACCUUGUUGCUCACAUUAGUAAGCAUACUGGAGAGAAGAUCUACAGAUGUCAGGUUUGCCCUAAACGUUUUUCACGUAAAGGGGUUCUUCUGGUUCAUUAUCAGACUCAUUCAGAAGAGUGUUGAUAUAAGUGUGAAAUUUGUUCUAGAAGUUUCCGAGCAAAAAGGAAUCUUCUUACUCAUAUUGGGAUACACACCAGAGUCUGAUGCAUGUUCUAAGAGAUUUACAUCACAUAGAGGCUGUCUUCCAUGCUGAUGAGAAACCAUUAAAUCUGCUACAUGGAAUGUAAUGCUUGCAGUUCACUUAGAACUUGUGAAUCAUAGAUGCUCCACACAAGCCUUUAGAAUUUUAAGUAUUGAUGCAUAUAUGUGUAGAAUACAAGGGAGUGAAUGAUUCUGGCUCAUUCUGAUUUCAGACUUACCUAAGAAGAAAGAUUUUAUUGCCAUUUUAAUUAUUUCUUAUGUGUUUUAUAUUUAUUUUAUUGAAUUGUGCUGAGUGUAAUAUUUUAUUCUGCUUGCCACAAUGAAUGUGUUAAAUAAAAUGACAUCCAUAUGCCUAAUCCUAUUUUAUUGUA